Molecule: messenger RNA, 1443 nt
Organism: Ochlerotatus camptorhynchus
Lineage: Eukaryota; Metazoa; Arthropoda; Insecta; Diptera; Culicidae
Gene: Gmd
Product: GDP-mannose 4,6 dehydratase
Exons: 2
Coding region: 171-1280 (369 amino acids)
Biological process (GO): GDP-mannose metabolic process
Cellular component (GO): cytoplasm
Molecular function (GO): GDP-mannose 4,6-dehydratase activity
Source: RefSeq, a predicted model, not a curated record
UGUAAAUAACACGUCAACUGCUGCGGUUGAGAGCGAGCAUAUGAAAAUUUGUGUUUUUUUCUGGAUAAAAGUGAAUAAUUUUGCUAGUGAAAGGUUGUAAUUUGUGCUGUGUGAAAAGCUUAGUAAUUUGUACACGUUGACCCAGUUUCAUAAACUCGUCAAGACUAAACAUGUCCCUAGAAAACCACCUAGCCGAUCAACCAGACUGUAGUUCGUCGGAUCCCAAUCGCCGUAUUGCAUUAAUCACCGGCAUAACCGGGCAGGAUGGAUCCUAUUUGGCCGAGUUUCUGCUGAAGAAAGAUUACGAGGUGCAUGGAAUCAUACGGCGAGCUAGUACCUUCAACACAUCCCGAAUCGAGCAUCUAUAUGCGGAUCCGCACAGCCACAAGCAGGGUAAAAUGAAGUUACACUACGGGGACAUGACCGACAGCAGCUGCCUGGUGAAGAUCAUAGCCCGUGUUCGCCCGAGUGAAAUAUAUAAUCUGGCGGCUCAAAGUCACGUCAAGGUUUCGUUCGAUCUCAGUGAGUACACGGCGGAAGUGGAUGCGGUGGGAACGCUGCGGCUUUUGGAUGCAAUCAGAACUUGUGGACUGGACAAAACAGUCCGAUUCUAUCAGGCGAGCACUUCGGAGCUGUACGGCAAAGUAGUGGAGACGCCGCAGAAUGAAAAGACACCGUUCUACCCACGGUCGCCGUAUGCUUGCGCCAAGAUGUAUGGAUACUGGAUUGUGAUCAACUAUCGGGAAGCCUACGAUAUGUUUGCAUGUAAUGGUAUUUUGUUCAACCAUGAGUCGCCCCGACGGGGGGAGAACUUUGUAACCAGGAAGAUCACCCGAUCGGUGGCGAAAAUAUUCCUGAAUCAGCUGGAGUGCUUGGAGUUGGGUAAUUUGGAUUCGAAACGUGACUGGGGUCACGCCCAGGACUACGUGGAAGCCAUGUGGAUGAUGUUACAGCAAGAGCAACCGCAGGAUUACGUAAUUGCCACUGGGGAAUGUCACUCGGUGAGGGAGUUUGUAGAGCUGUCAUUCAAGCACAUCGACCGAGAAAUAGAAUGGCGAGGGACCGGUGUGAAAGAGGUUGGUGUGGAGAAAGGAACGGACAUCGUUCGCAUCAGAAUAAACCCGAAAUUUUUCCGCCCAACGGAAGUUGACUUGCUGCUGGGCGACGCCAGCAAGGCUAAACGAGAACUUGGCUGGGAGCCGAAGGUAACGUUCCUGCAGCUGGUAGCCGAUAUGGUGGCAGCCGAUAUUGAAUUGAUGGAGAGGAACCCGAAUGCCUAGAUCUCGGGUGGGCAUCAAAUUUGUAUUAUGUGUAUACUGGAUUGAUGAUCCGACUAGUGAAGUUUAAAUUUACGACACACUAUAAUUAUAUCUUUAUAAUUAACAUUCCUCGUGCAAACACUAUCAUAUAAAAUGAGUAUGUAAACAACAAGUAUGAGUAAUA